Molecule: messenger RNA, 800 nt
Organism: Hylaeus anthracinus
Lineage: Eukaryota; Metazoa; Arthropoda; Insecta; Hymenoptera; Colletidae
Product: lipopolysaccharide-induced tumor necrosis factor-alpha factor homolog
Exons: 4
Coding region: 140-481 (113 amino acids)
Molecular function (GO): zinc ion binding
Source: RefSeq, a predicted model, not a curated record
CGUAUACAAAAUUUGAACAUGCAUAGCGACGCGAAGCUUAGUCGUCAGUUGGAUUUCGUUCUUCGCAGCUCUUCUGUAGUGAGGCUGACGAUUAGCGCGUAACAUCGUUACUGCAACAGGCAAAGGCCCGUAUAUCACAAUGGACAAAAUGCCACCACAACCCGGUUUUAUGCCAGGUCACCCACUACCGCCACCGCCCUAUACAGAUGGACAGCCACCACCACCACCACAAAGUGUUAUCAUAGUAGGAGGCACGCAAUUUGGUAACGAGCCGCAACGCCUAACUUGUCCCUAUUGUCAUGCCAACGUUCUUACGACGAUAGAAACCGAGUCAAACACAAAAACUCAUUUAAUUGCACUUAUCUUAUGUCUUGUUGGAUGUUGGUGUUGCGCACCUUGUCCUUACUGCAUCGACAGCUGUAUGGUGAAGAAGCAUUCGUGUCCAUCUUGUAAAGCAUUCUUAGGUCAAUCGACCAAUUAAUUUCUAUGCUGAUGGUUUCCUCAAACGAUGUUUACGUAUAAUUAAAUAUGUUAACGCAGACGUUGAAAUUUAACGUCUAAAGUACGCACAAUAUUCCACGCAUAUAUAUAUAGUAUAUAUAAUCGAGAAAUUAAAUAUUUUAUAUAAACUCUACACAACCUUUCCGUGUUAAACACGUGUAAAAUAAUAUACUUUUACUUGAUUACUUUAAUCGUAAACGUUUAAUGUGGUAAACUUAAGUAUGGUUGAACAUAUGUGCAAUGCAUUUGUACUAUCGAUUUUGUUUUUUUGUAUAUUACUUGUAUCUUAAUUUAAUAAU